Molecule: messenger RNA, 2259 nt
Organism: Ambispora leptoticha
Lineage: Eukaryota; Fungi; Glomeromycota; Glomeromycetes; Archaeosporales; Ambisporaceae
Source: the annotation of a GenBank genome assembly
AUGGGCUCGCGAAACCCAAAACGUAAACCCUUGUCCCGCAAAGAAAAACGUGAGCAAGAAUUUAAUGAAAUAGAUAAUUUGGAGGCUAAAUGUGAAGAAUUGUCACUCAAAGACAGGGAAUUCGUAAAUUUCUACGAACUUCCGUUAUCUUCGAAAACGCUAAAAGGGCUCAACAGUGUACAUUACCUAGAAAUGACUGAAAUUCAACGAAAAGCAUUGCCAGUUGCCUUAAAUGGACGUGAUGUUUUGGGUGCUGCAAAAACUGGGAGUGGGAAAACUUUGGCAUUUUUGAUUCCUCUUAUCGAAUUGCUCUAUCGAAAAAAAUGGACACAAUUCGAUGGACUAGGUGCUCUCGUCAUCGCGCCAACAAGAGAACUGGCUGUCCAAAUAUUCGAAGUUCUUCGAGCUAUCGGUCGACAACAUUCAUUAUCUGCUGGUCUUGUAAUUGGCGGAAAAAAUGUAAACAUCGAGCAAGAGCGUAUCAGUCGAAUGAAUAUUCUUAUAUGCACCCCGGGACGAUUGUUACAGCAUAUGGAUCAAACUGUAGGAUUUGAUUGCAGUAACCUACAAAUGCUAGUAUUGGAUGAGGCGGAUCGUAUUCUCGAUUUAGGUUUUGAGAAAACUGUGAACGCUAUAAUUGAGAAUUUGCCAAAACAGAGACAGACUCUUCUGUUUUCUGCGACUCAAACAAAAUCUGUUAAAGAUUUAGCAAGAUUGAGCUUAAAGAAUCCAGCUUAUGUUGCGGUACACGAAAAAUCGGAAUAUAGCACGCCACAACGUCUCGCGCAACAUUAUAUAAUAUGCCCAUUACCGCAAAAACUAGAUUACUUAUUCUCGUUCAUUAAGUCCCAUUUAAAAUCGAAAGUUUUGGUGUUCUUAUCAAGUUGUAAACAAGUCAGGUUCGUUUUCGAAACAUUUUGCAAAAUGCAUCCAGGUGUUCCAUUAUUACAUCUCCACGGAAAACAAAAACAAACAAAAAGAGUCGAAAUAUUUAAUAAAUUCUCAAACAUGAAAUGUGCAUAUUUAUUCGCUACUGAUAUAGCUGCAAGAGGUUUGGAUUUCCCGGCGGUAGAUUGGGUGAUUCAGGUUGAUGCACCUGAGGAUGCAGAAACCUAUAUUCAUAGAGUAGGUCGCACGGCAAGAUAUGAAGCCUCGGGACAAGGAUUGUUGUUAUUAUUGCCAUCCGAAGAAGAAGCUAUGAUUGAUGCAUUGAAGGCAAAGAAAGUUCCGAUAGAGAAAAUCAAUGUGAAGUCGAGUAAAAUUAUUAGUAUACAAAACCAAUUACAGUCAUUAUGCUUUCGUGAUCCAGAAAUCAAAUAUUUAGGACAAAAGGCAUUUAAGUCGUAUAUGAGGUCCGUUUAUCUUCAGAAAAAUAAAUUGAUUUUCAAAGUCGACGAACUGCCUGCAGAAAAAUAUGCCGAAUCUCUUGGCCUUCCUGGCACUCCAAAAAUAAAAUUUAUAAAGAAAUCCGAAACAAAGAAUGCAAUACGACAAAGACCUAAGCAAGUUUCAGAAUCCGAGCGAACAACAGAUGAAGAAGAUAAACAUUAUCAAAAGCUUAUUGAUCAUGAAGGCGAUAAAAUCGCCAUUGAUUCGGAAGAUGGUGAUUUAUUGAGUCUUAAGCGGAUUGAUCAUGAAUUGCCAGAUGAAUUAGAACAAAAGACUAGUGAACCAACUUCAAAACGAAAACUAUUAAAAGCUACAUCUAAAAAACUAUGGGCUAAAGAUUCUAAAAAAGGUCAAAAGCUGAUAUAUGAUGAUGAAGGCAAUCCUCACCAAGUUUACGAACUUCAAGACGAACGAGAAUUUCUAGCAGCGGGAGCCCCAGUUGUCCAAAAACAAGCAUUCGUCGAAAAAGAAUUGACAGCAAUGAAAAAUCAAGAUGCCAUCGAUAAGAGAAUAGCGAAGGAAAAACGCAGGCAAAAAAAAUUAAAAUAUAAGGCUAAAUUGAAAGCAGAAAUGGAAGCGCAGGAACUUGGUCCUAAAACCGUAUUGAUUAGCCCUCAAAGCGAAGACGACGAAUAUCAAGAGAGCCAAGAAGAGGCGGUGCAGCUUGAUAAACUUGAUGACAUAAAGAGCUAUGGAAAUAAACGGAAUAUCGAAUCCUUGCAGUCAGAUAAAGCGACUUCUGAUCAAGAAGAGUACGACGGAAAGCAAGUGCGUAAAGAUAACAAGAGAGCAAAAAUUUUGGAAGUUGAGGAACCAGAAACUUUAGAAGAUCAUGAAAAACUAGCUUUGCAAUUAUUAAAUGGGUUCUGA